Dioscorea cayenensis subsp. rotundata (Guinea yam) is the source of this 1366-nucleotide messenger RNA. Its product is annotated as probable DNA-directed RNA polymerase I subunit RPA43. The coding region runs from base 327 to 1025 and encodes 232 amino acids. Gene Ontology annotation, cellular component: RNA polymerase I complex. Lineage: Eukaryota; Viridiplantae; Streptophyta; Magnoliopsida; Dioscoreales; Dioscoreaceae. The transcript has 8 exons. Gene Ontology annotation, biological process: DNA-templated transcription initiation. The record is from RefSeq and is a predicted model, not a curated record.
CCUAAAACCCUAAAUAUUUCUGGUGGUCUCUCCCUCUUCCCGCCAUCGCUGCUGCUGCUGCUGCGCUCCCUCUCUCUCUCUCUCUCUCUCUCUCUCUCCUGGCGUUGCCACCGCAGCCUUCUUCCUCUUGCUGGAGUCAUCGCCGCCGCCGGCUCCUCUUUCUCGUUCGCUUGGGUGCCGCCGCCGCUCACCUGUAAAAAAGCUCGAGCCGAGCCUGAGUAGACGUCAGCUCGGUUAAGCUCAGCUCUUUUACAAUCCUAACUCAGAGGGAAGACUACUAACUAUUAGGCGAGAGUUUCAAGCCAGGAGAGCUUCACUCUGUUAGCAUGGAAGGCUUGACUGUGGCUGACGCCAAUCUCACUGUGUACGUUCACCCUUCCAACGCCAAUAAGGUCAAGGAUGCCCUUCUCCGUCAGCUUAGCUCCCUGCUCUUCAAAUAUGAUGAAAACUUUGACGGUGUGAUAUUGGCCUAUGAAAUCAAAUUUGAAAGUAAAGAUGCGAAAAUUCUUCCGGGGCUGCAUCCACUUUUUGGUGUGAAACUGAAAGCCAAUUUAUUACUCUUUCAACCGAAAGUGAAUGAGUUAUUGGAGGGAAAGGUAGUUAAGCUGGGGAAAGAAUGCAUUCAUGUAAUCAUACUUGGUUUUUCUUCAGCCACAAUCAUGUCGGAAGACAUUCGUGAAGAAUUUAAGUUUAGAAUCAAACAUGGUGUUGAGGUUUUUGCAAGUUCAGCACAUAAACGACAUGUAAUCAAAACUGGAAGCUUCAUACGUUUUUUGGUUAAGAGUUUGGAUGUAGAUAUACUCCAUGUUAAUGGAUCUUUAAUACCUUCAAAUACUGGCUGCAUUCACUGGCUAUCCAGAUAUGGCACAGAAGACAUUUCUGAAACUGACAGAAGUUGCAGAAGUCUCAAGAGACCCAAGCCAAUUGAGGAGCAAGAUUCUCAGGCUAUGGUUGACCUAUCAUUAAAUUCCAACCACCAUCAUAAGUCUCACAAGAGAACUGUCACAAAUGGAAUGAAAUCUUGAUGGACUUCUGGUUGCCCCAUAAUUUGCUGGGCAAACGAGGUCUCAACAUCACUAAAGAGAAGUGACAGAGGAGUGCAUUACGAGGGAGGAGGAAGUUUGUAUGUGUCCAGGGUCUCUCAUUUUUGGUGUUCUUAUGGUGUGCUUUUUUUUGGAUCAAAAAACAAUUAUAUUGCCAGUGUACUAUUUUUUAUUUUUGCCAUUUUUUCUCUGUUAGCUGUAUUGCUGGGUUAUCUUUUUUGGCUUGAUUGGAUUGUCGAAUGCGAUUUAUCCAAGUUUACGCCUUAAAAAGAAUAUAUAUAUAUAUACCUUGAAGCUCCUUUUAGUUGGGGUAAAUUCUGCAA